AUGGCCUAUCCCAGCGACCCUGGUGCCUUUUCCCCACAGGCUGUUAGUCCUCGACCCGAUGAAAGGAGCGUUGGUAGAGGUUAUUCGACACCUCCUCAUACCGAAGUCAAAUAUGAUUCGCCUAAGCAGGGUCAUCAGAGGUUCGUUUUUACAGACCCUGUUGCUUUUCGAUACCUGGAGGAGGACCCGUCUACAAUAGUGUUGGACCGGCGACGUACCUUGACGUGCUAUGAAAUCUACAUUGUUGAGCAAUGGGCGUGCUCAAGGGUCCAUCCUACCUUCGUCAUCAACACAUACACGGGCGAUCCUUCAAACACUGCGAUAGUAGCUGUACUUAGUAUUCCAACGGAUGAAAAUGCGUGGUCCCCCCGAUUGAAAGUUUACUUCGAUGCUGUUGCCCAAUUUCAUUCGCGAAAACGAGAAACUCCGCUUGGUAUUUUGAUGGUGACGAAUCUGAGCAGUUUCCCCUCUGCAUUGACUGUAAUUCUCGUACCUCAUGGCGAUGUGAAGAGACAUAGAGAAGAUUUCGUUGUGAACGAGAAUUUGAAACGCCUUGGAUGUUCGGGACGAGCUGGUAUGAAUCUCAAACAGCCUAGUGCCGCUACGCAAGCCAAAUUUCACCAAUUGUACAGGACGAGCGAACGGGUGCCGUUAUAUUCGGCAGUCAUGGAGCUGGUAAAGCAAUGCCAGAUGGCGCUGAUGAUUUUUGAUAAGCUCGCCCCUGAGUACGCGGAUGGUUUACUCUGUGACGUGACAGAGAAAGCUAUAAACGACUGGUGGACUGAUAUUGGAACCGACUUUUUCAACAUCGAGCCAAGCGAUGGAAUCCUAGGUCCAACGACGGUGUCUGCCUUACUUGGGACGGUGAUGGGGGCGAGGAACCGUCUUCAUGCAUAUGGUGCUCCAGUUUCCAAGGACGUUUUUGAUGUGGCGACUUUAAAACGAGGAAUAGAGAGCUUUCAGAAAUCCCAGAAACUUGAUAGAACUCGCAGACUCGACCGACAGACUCUGGAUCGACUUCAUCGGGUCACUACAAAGGUCGCCAGUGGUGAUGGCUGGAAUGUUCCUCGCGCAGUAAAAUCUACUGUUGCAGAGUUAGGAGGCAAAGGCGGCGAGAUGGUCAUUGGAAUGGUUGCAGGACGUGCCAAAGCUGGUAUCGCGGAAAUUGAAACCAUUGACAUGGACCGAUUUGUUCAGUUGGUUAGUGGCGAACGGCCGAAAUGGCUCUGGCAUGGGAAGCCACGCAAAACUGGAAGCGAUAUUUUCCGCCAUGCUACCGGCGACGAUUCGAUGGUUUUUACGAAUGAUGACCGCGGUGGAUAUAAAUGGACUAGUAGAAAAAGGGAUGCUGCAUCUGAUCAGACUUCUGGUCGCCAUAGUCUCGAAACUGAAUAUUCUGGAAGACCGAUUGAGUUUCCAGGUACCUUUUUGGAUGAUAGGGAGCCGCAAUUAAAGGGUGCUAUAAAACGCUCCGUCACUGGCAAAGUAUCAGAUGCCCGUGCAGGAUUUGGUCGGUUCAGGGACGCCGUUGGGCUGCCUGGUCUCCGGUCCCACCAUCACAAACGGUCUAGGGAUGGGCCGGAAUUUGAAAAUGAGUUAGGUGCUCAGUCAAACAGGGACUACUAUUUCGGAUCGCCGUCCACGCAAACUCAGAAUGAUGAUUUGCCGGAUACCGAACAACUGCCAUCCGCAUACCCCGAAAAUCGAGACGAUGCCACCCAAACCCCACGUGAACCGCCACCGAAUGAAAAGCCACCGGCUCCCAAUUCUAUCUUCCCUAAAGCAAAUGGGGGACCUUUAUCUAAUGACGAGCAUUCAACUACUAGUGAAUCAGAACCCAGCGAGGAAGCUGAGGUAUCCACAGGAGAAGAAAAAGCUGCGCUCGACAACGUUGAUGCAUUACCAGAGGCAAAGGGAGCCACCCUACCCACCAACAUACCCCUUCGACGGCCACGAAGCCAUUGUAUACUUCCUACCGAAUCCUCGGAGGAUCAACGUAAUUCCCGUUGGCCUCGCCACCUGUCUUUCAGCGCUGUAGAAGAUACGAUCCUUUGCUGGGAAAAUGUCGCAGAUUGGGCAGCAAGACCCGACACAAAAAAAAUGACACCCGCAGAUGCGAUGUUGUGGGAGGACAUCUUCGCAUCCGACGUGCAAUACUAUGGCUGUAAGAUUCAGGCUUUACGCUCGGCGAUAGCGCCCUGGGUUGAGAAACAGGUUUCCGCGGUUGAGUUCAUAGAUGCACGUGCCCAGGCACGGCUUGACGAGCUUAACACUGUCUACCAUGAGAAGAUCGAGGACUUUCGCGCGUUGCAAGUGCAUACCACUGAUCUGGUUGCGGUUGAAGGCUCGACUCUCAUGGAGAGCUCUAAGAAAGUCGAGCUGCUGGGUGCGAAGCUUGACUACGAGCUUAAUGCGUUGCAGUCAAGGAUCGAAGAGGUGGAGGUGGGACUGAAUGAUUACGAGCGGCAUAUCGUUGGGAUCGAAAAUAGGGUUCGGGACCUAGUCAAGGAUGAAACGCAGAAGGCGAAGGAGUCGUGGUUUAGUUGGGGUAGUGGGCUCCUUGGACGCUGA
Messenger RNA from Histoplasma capsulatum G186AR, 2571 nucleotides. RefSeq lists its product as uncharacterized. The record is from RefSeq and is a predicted model, not a curated record. NCBI's taxonomy places the organism in Eukaryota, Fungi, Ascomycota, Eurotiomycetes, Onygenales, Ajellomycetaceae. The transcript has a single exon. Gene Ontology annotation, cellular component: Sin3-type complex. The coding region runs from base 1 to 2571 and encodes 856 amino acids.